Molecule: messenger RNA, 1185 nt
Organism: Oncorhynchus gorbuscha (pink salmon)
Lineage: Eukaryota; Metazoa; Chordata; Actinopteri; Salmoniformes; Salmonidae
Gene: pdf
Product: peptide deformylase, mitochondrial
Biological process (GO): N-terminal protein amino acid modification; peptidyl-methionine modification
Cellular component (GO): mitochondrion
Molecular function (GO): peptide deformylase activity
Source: RefSeq, a predicted model, not a curated record
AGUGAUUCUCAUCAAGGCAUUACACGCUCGUGUGUAUUUUUAUGAAUUUAUGAACUACAGUAUUAGAAUGGCAUCGCUGUUGCUACUGCAAUCAAUAUAAUACAAUUUAGGGUCACGUUUUAUGUUGUGAAAACGUGUAACACUUGCAUGGGAUAGGAUACUCGAGUUCAUUGUAUUUACGUGGUUUCAGUAUCGUGUGCAGUGAGCUAACUAACUGCUGUAGCUAUUAGCUUACUAGCUAGGACUGUAGCAGACUGACUCGUGCCAGGAUUGAACCCAGCCAUGAAUAUAACAGUGUGCUCUUCAGUGCUGUUGACUCGUGCUUACAGAAUGUGUAUUUCAAAAGCCCCACGGCCCCAUUCCACUGGAUCCAUUGGCUGGGUAGUCCCUGUCCGCAUGGCCCCCAACCGGUCUUAUUCUACAAACAUCAAGGUUCGUUCCUACCUACAGUACAUGAAGCGGAAGAUCAAGCCCCCACCAAGUCCUCCAUACCCACAUGUCUGCCAGGUGGGUGAACCGGUGCUGCGAGCCCAGGCUGCAGCGGUGGACCCUGGGGCAGUACAGGGUCCGGAGGUUCAGGAGGUGAUCCACACCAUGGUAAAGGUGAUGCGGAAAUUUGAAUGUGUGGGACUGAGUGCACCUCAAGUUGGAGUGCCUCGUAUCUUAGCUCUGGAGUUCCCAGAGCGCAUGUUGGAGGACAGCUUGCCUGCUGCACGUGAAGCCCGCGGUCUGACCACUGUGCCUCUGCGGAUCUUUAUCAACCCACAGCUGCGAGUCCUAGAUGGACGCACAGUUCUGUUCCAGGAAGCCUGUGAGAGCAUCUCGGGGUUCUCGGCCACUGUUCCACGCUACCUCUCUGUGGAAGUCUCAGGCUUGAAUGAGAAGGCAGAGCCUGUGACCUGGCAAGUGAGCGGCUGGCCCGCACGCAUCCUACAGCAUGAGAUGGAUCACUUGGAUGGAGUCCUAUACAUUGACCGCAUGGACAGUAAAACAUUCAUUAACGUGAACUGGGCAGCAAAGAACGAGUAGCUGUUUCAAACAAACCUAGUCACCCUGAUUUACCCACAGCACUUAAAGACAGUUCUUGGACAUAACAUGGCAGCAGAUAAGACCAUUCUGAAACCUUUCCUUUGACUGAUUAAACUGUAAAUUCAUAAUAAUAAAUCAUGUAUUUAUGAAGGCAGA